AUGAUACAGGUGGUAAAUCUACAAGCGGAACUCUCCUAUUUCCAAGCCCACCUAGCAACACUAGAAGGUCCAACUCCUCUACCACCCCCGGCAACACAUUCAACAGCUCUGCCACAUGGAAUAACCAUUAAUGACCUCCCAACCGCCACAUCACUCCUUGGUUCCUAUGACCUCUCGUCACUUCUUGAACCCAUGGUGCCACCUUCAUGGACCACACAACCAUCGAUCAUGAGGCAAAUGGAUCCUCGUCAAUUCAUGAGUGGUAGCGCCACCAGAGCUCUAGCAGACAUGCCACCAUCACAGGGUGGCACUAGUGACCUACAAGAGCUUGCUAGAGAACUUCUACAGAGGCCAAGUAGUGUUAGCUCAGUUCCAUGCAAAACCGAAGGCUCAUCUUUGCCUCCACAUAAUAGAUGA
Lactuca virosa is the source of this 417-nucleotide messenger RNA. The record is from the annotation of a GenBank genome assembly. Lineage: Eukaryota; Viridiplantae; Streptophyta; Magnoliopsida; Asterales; Asteraceae.